Molecule: messenger RNA, 3096 nt
Organism: Cryptosporidium muris RN66
Lineage: Eukaryota; Apicomplexa; Conoidasida; Eucoccidiorida; Cryptosporidiidae
Exons: 1
Coding region: 1-3096 (1031 amino acids)
Source: RefSeq, a predicted model, not a curated record
AUGAGCUUUAGAGGAGCUAGUCUGCUCCCAAAAAGAAUUUUCAUAUUUUCAGUACCUUGGCUACUAUAUAGCUAUAAAGUUUACUGCACUUCUUGGAUUACAGACAAUAAUAUCAAAGAUUUAGUAAGUGAACCAUUCAGAAUAAAUAAUGCACAAUUUAAAAAAUAUCUGCAGUCGGAUGUGAAAGAGGAAUUAGAUGACGAGACUUUUGAAGUGAUAAAACCUCGACCAACUAGUAGUCUUGAUAAGUAUGAAAUUAAUAGCCUAUAUGACUCAUUAGCUCAGCAAGUUAGAGUAAUAGUUUCUUCAUGCCCAUCUGUAGUUUUUCUAAAAAAUGAAAUUUGUAAGAAGUAUAACAACGGCAAUAAAAAUGAUGGGGUGGCCAACUUUUUCUAUCAUGAUAAACUGUGCGAUGAGUAUUCACCUUCACUUACAGCUUAUUCACACUCUUCAACUGAACCAUCAUAUACUGAUUCCGGCGAUGUUUUAGUCACAAUGGAGAAUGAGGACAUAAUUAUUGACAAUCCUAACUGUGGUAUAGUGGUUGUUGAUGGUGAUGUAACAAUAUGUGGAGAUCUUACAGUUGCAAAUGGGCAACUCAACGUUUUAACUUCAUUUGAUGCAAAUCAAGUAUUUGAAAUGUCAUCUAGUCAUAAACAUCCAAAGCACACAUUGAAGCAAUGUAUUAUCAGGAAAGGUCUAACUAUACGUGGAUCUCUAAUAGUUCCAUUUUCAAACUUAUAUAUAAUUGGUAAUGUAUCAGUAGGUAAAAACAUAUACGGAAUGGAUAUCCAAAUAGAUCUAUCAUCUACUGUAUACACUGGACUUUUAUAUUUAUAUUCAACAAUUUAUGAAUUAGAGAAGAAUAAUACAAAUUGGGAUCCAUUUGUACUAACUCCUAUGUUGCUUCAGCUCCAGUCUCAAUUUUGUCCAAGUAAAUUUUUAAAAGAAUUGAUUGAUAAUAUUGGAGUGAAACUGAAUAAUUCCACUUUGCCUGAAUUGGAGACUCCAUCGUCUAAAGGGUCUAUAUGGUCUGGAAGUAAACUUUUUGUAGGGAAUAGAGGAAGACUUUGGGCUCGUGGUGAUAUCAUUGCUGGUGAGAUUUCUAUUGCUGAUGGGGGAUUUGUUUAUGGGACCUGUGGAAAUUUGAAAACUAAUGUAACAGAUGGACUAGGAAUCCACAUUCGGGACUCCGGUAAACUUCAUAUGCUAAAUGCAUCAGUGGAAACAAGUCGUUUGUCAAUAGUCAGGUCUUCAAAAAUGAAUAUAUUAAAAGGUAGUAUAUGGGUAGAAAAAGUUCUUGUUUUACAUACCGGUUCUAGUUUGAGUGUUUCUGACAAAUUGAAAUUCUCUUUUGGCUUAGCUAGAGACUCUUCAACUGUCUUUGCUGGCUCAAUUCUUGUUAACUACUUUGAAGAACAGACCAUCUUAAAUAAUACAUUUUAUAAUAGUAGUGAUUUAAUUAGAAGUAAUUACAAUAAAGUAGUGUCAAAUAUUGGAAAUAAAACAAAUAGUAUACUUGGUUAUUUUCAAAUACUUGCUACUUCAUCAAUACAUAUUAGUAAUGAGUUAAUAGUUCAUGGAAGUUUAGAAAUUAGUCAGGCAUCAGAAGUACUUGUUCAAGGUAAAAUAUCAAUAGAUAAUAAUUCAAUAAUAAGUGAAAGUUCCAGUUUAUUUAUUCAGGGAAAUUCAGAUAAAGUUAGAUUAGAUUAUCCAAAUUUUGAGCUAACUAAGGAUAUACAUGAAAACUUAGUACACAGAAUAAAUGGAUCAAUGCUAGUUACUAAUUCAAGUAAAUUAGCAAUUUUAAAUGGUGGGUUACUUGUAAAUGAAUAUCUUGAUAUUAUUAAUGGAGAAUUAUAUAUAAGUAAUGGAAGUUUAACCGUUAAAGAAAGUGUUAUAGCUAGUAAGAGAGGCACUCUGAAAAUAAGCUUAGGAAAUAUCGUGAUAGGUUCAUUAAAGAGCGAAAAUCAAACACCAAAUGAGAAGCUUCCUAGUUUCUUUGUAUCAGAUAGUCAAGUUCUUGUUGGAGGUAGUAUAGUCAUUUAUAAUGGUAAUGUUGAUGUAAAUACUAGGGGAUACCUACAGGUUGAAUGUAGAUUAAUUGUAUCUUCAGGAAAUCUGGGAAUUUCAUUGAGUUCAGCAAUUUGGAUUAAAGGUAUAAAUAAUUCAAAAUCUUUGAUUUUUACUAAUGAAGGCCUAGUAUCACCACAAAACUCAAAAUUUGGAAAUUUUACUAUAGUUGUUAAUGGUAAUGUAACUUUAAAUUCUUCUAAUCUUUAUAUUGGUAAUGGGAAUGUUUCAGUUGACAGUUUAAUUCUCACAACUAAUUCACAAUUUACUGUAAUUCAAAGUCAAGAUACAGCAGAACUUGGAAAUUUUAAAGAUGAGCAAGAAUACAGUAUAUUUAUAAAUGUUCUUUUAUUACAAGGUUAUUCGAAUUUGCAAUUAUUGAAGAAAAAUUACAAGUUGCUAGUAGAAUUAGGUGUCAUGAUAGAUGAGUUCUCUAUUUUAUACUGUGAUUAUAUGCAAAUUAAAGGUGAUAUUUUUGUUGAUGAUGGGGCUAUUUUUUCAGGAAAGCUACUAGAAUUGGUUGGAUAUAGUACUAUUGCCUGCCAAGAUUCUGCACGUGUAUACCUACAGCAGAUAAAUGUUCAUUUCGAUGAAGUAACUGCUUAUAAUUUAAUAAAAGAAGUUAAUGGGACAAAAGUAUUACCAAAAAAAACUAUAUUUGUAGCUGAAAAUGGUGCAUCUAUAUAUAUUCAUCGGUCUUCCUACAGCUGUAGAUACAACGAUUGUAUUAAGCGUUUACAUGGGAUACGAACAAGGGAAUCUACUUUAUAUAUUGGAGAAAGUAAACCAUGGAAUAUACCUAUUAAACUAUUUGUUCAGCAUCUCGAUAGUAAAAACCAACUUGAGUCUGAUGUUGUAGAUCCAAUAGCAUUUGUUGCCAGAAGAAAUGCAACUUAUACAAAUAAUAUACAGCAAGAUAAACAAAUAAUCAAAAAUAAAGGUGAACAAAUACGUAGUGGUAGAGUAUGGAAUAGAAAUCAAAAUACUAAAGGUGUAGAGUUUAAGCCUAUUCAGUGGCAAUAA